AUGAGUCUGAGAAGCACUUGGCGCUGUUUGAAUGGCACCUGCACAGAGAAAGUUGAGCCCUACCAGGCGCCUCUCUCCUCCACUUUUGCGCUCAGCCUGCUGGGCAUCGUGCUCACCACCAUCGUGGCUUUGUCCCUCACCACUCACCACUGCCAGAAAGGAAAAAUCAUGAAGCGAAAAAUCCAAAGAGCUCAGGAGGAGUAUGAGAGGGACCAGCGCAGUCUCGUCCCGCCCGCCGAAAAAGCGGAUCCGAGAUGCGGCGUCAUUGCGCGUUCCGCCUCUGGACACACUGAUCCUUCCCCGCUUCCCUUUCAUCAUACCACCGCUAAACACACCGAUCCUCCGCCGUUUCCCGGCCACCAUCCCGCCGCGGAACACACUGAUACUUCUACGCUUCCCCGUCACCAUCUUGAUGCCGGGCAUACCUGUCCUCCCCCGCCUCUCAGUCACUAUCCUGCCGCUGGACAAACCGAUACUCCCCCUUCUUCUCUUGGCCAUCAUCCCGCCACCGGAUACACCAACACUUCACCGCUUCUUAAUCCUCACCCUGCCACCGGACAAAAUUCCACACCUUUCCCCGCACACAUCAACGCUGUGGAUCGGGGAGAACUUGAGGUUGUGGCUGUUUCAUGAUCAAAG
Messenger RNA from Trichomycterus rosablanca, 639 nucleotides. RefSeq lists its product as uncharacterized. NCBI's taxonomy places the organism in Eukaryota, Metazoa, Chordata, Actinopteri, Siluriformes, Trichomycteridae. The transcript has a single exon. Bases 1 to 633 code for a protein of 210 amino acids. The record is from RefSeq and is a predicted model, not a curated record.